Molecule: messenger RNA, 2076 nt
Organism: Durio zibethinus
Lineage: Eukaryota; Viridiplantae; Streptophyta; Magnoliopsida; Malvales; Malvaceae
Product: SUPPRESSOR OF GAMMA RESPONSE 1-like
Biological process (GO): regulation of DNA-templated transcription
Cellular component (GO): nucleus
Molecular function (GO): transcription cis-regulatory region binding; DNA-binding transcription factor activity
Source: RefSeq, a predicted model, not a curated record
CACCAUCAACGUUCCCAUUAUCUACCUUGGGAUGCAAGUUGGAAAUUCAAGUUAAUUACCAAAAAUGCCAUGGGCUCGGUUUUCGAAGCUGCCAAGAGCAAACAUUCUUCGGACAAGGAACUCAGCUUCGUGUCCGAAACAAAUGGUUUGGGUUCAGUUCUAGUCAACUGUGGGACCUACGAUGAAAACUUCGUAUUAUAGAUUUGGGUUUGUCCGAAGCAGAGGUUUCGUAGCCAAACCUCUUAUACCGGUUCGGAGGUUCCAAAGCAACGUCUUCCCGCUCAGUCUCUCGCUCUCUCUCUCUUGGGUUCACUUAACUUAGCCUGGUGUAGAAAAGGCUAAGGAAGAGAAGAGACAGCUUAAAAGCUUCGCUGAUACUCUCUUCUAUUUUGUGUUCUUCUUCCUCUUCCGCCUUUCUUUUGUUCAUGUUCAUGGCGAGGAGCUGGCUCGUUGAUAGUAGAACAUUUGCAAAGAAAGUGAAAAAUGCCUCCAGCUGGUCUUCUUCCAUUCAUAUCACUGACUGUGGAGCAAAUCGUGAAUGUCCUAACUGCCAUCAUCGUAUUGAUAAUAGUGAUGUUUUUCCUCAGUGGCCUGGCCUUCCAGCUGGAGUGAAGUUUGAUCCGUCUGAUGCAGAGCUUUUAGAGCAUUUGGCAGCUAAGUGUGGUGUUGGAGACUCAAAAGCACACCCCUUUAUUGAUGAGUUUAUCACGACGCUUGAGGAGGAUCAGGGAAUUUGCUACACUCAUCCUGAAAAUCUCCCAGGUGCAAAGAAGGAUGGAAGUAGUAUCCAUUUCUUUCAUCGAACAAUUAAAGCUUAUGCUACUGGUCAGCGAAAGCGCCGCAAAAUCCAGCAUCAACAUAACACAAAUGAGGAGCAUGUUCGCUGGCAUAAGACAGGAAAGACCAAACCUGUCACAGAAAAUGGAGUUCACAAGGGCUGGAAGAAGAUCAUGGUUCUCUAUAAAAGUUCGAAGAGAGGGUGCAAACCUGAAAAGUCAAAUUGGGUGAUGCAUCAGUACCAUCUAGGGGCUGAAGAAGAAGAGCAUGAUGGGGAAUUUGUGGUUUCUAAAAUUUCCUAUCAACAGCAGAAACAAACUGAUAAGACUGAUGAAAGACCAAUGAUUGAAGAACCAGAUAACUUAAUGAUUCGCACCAGUCCAAGGACCCCUAAAACAAUUACUCCUAAUCCACCUCGGUAUGCUGUCGGAGGAUCCCCUCUACCUAUGCAUGCUGUUCAAUGUGAUGAUAAUUUUGACCAUCCAGUAUGGUUGGCCGGGGAAUCUCAGGCUGCUGAAAAUUCUGACUUGAAUUGCUUGGAUGAUACUUUGCUAUGCAAUGAGCUUUUGGAUUCAUCUUCCUUUCCAAAGAAUUCAUUCAAGAAUCAAGUCUCAUACUCACAUACUGCCUGUUCUCACAGCACAAUUGAGAUGACAGGAAAUAAUGAUAUGUCUUAUGGAAUUUCUGAGCUCGAGAACUUGGAGUUCGAUACACCACCUGAUGUACCAUUAGCUGAUCUACAAUUUGGCUCUCAGGAAAGCAUUCGUUCGUGGUUGGACCGGUUAUGAAGAAUUAAUAUGAUGCAGAAGUUCCCCAAGGACAAAAGUCCAAGUUUUGAGCUCAUCAAUUGUGUAACUGAAGCUGUUUCGGGGCCAUAGAGAGUUUGUUCUUUUUCGGUUUUUUUUUUCAAGGUUGUUUCAGGCUGUUGAAGUUGUUCAUCCCACUGCUGCCAGACUGCUCCUAGGAUCAGUUAUGACACGAAAGCUUUUGUUGUACGUUAAACUGGCCGGUUGCUGAAUAAGAGCUGCUGCUUGAGAAAAACUUCGAGGCCAUGUUAUCAAAAAAUGUAUCUGUUGCUUCUAAGGAACCAACAUAAUGUCUUUUGCAAUAACAUUGGGUACAUGUAAGAAACACAAAUAUUUGGUAUUGCAUUGCAACUAAAUCUUGUAUCUAUGACAUUAUUACUAUCUGUGAUACAUGUACGAUUUGAACUCUUUUCUGUGUGGAUGUUAAGUUCCAUUCACAAUGUUCUUUGUUUUCUUCUUUCUUUUUCCAAAUUCUCCUUUUAGAUUAAGAACA